AUGUCUAUACUGUUUAGCGAUUUCCAAAAGGCUCAACGAAUAGGUGAUGGUCAUCUACUAGCCUCUUGCUUGGCCCCCGUGAACACCACGUCUGAUCCCAAACGAUUAUGGUCAUUCUCCCAGCUUACAAACUAUCAGGCAGUCGAAGCUGACAUAAGAUGGCAUAUAAUCCAGGACCAAAAUGCUGUCCGUCGGGAAAAAGCAGAAGCUAAUCAAUGGGUUCAAGUGUUCAUCUGCCUUUGGAAGUGCAUCAGAGAGCUAGCAAAUAUCGAGACAGGGCAAGGCGGCCGGUGGAACGUCGCUUUCCAAGCAUACAAAGAGCUUUGCGUAGCUCUCUGUCGAGGCUACUCACAUUGUGGCUUUCAAGCUUGGACAGUCCAUUGUAUGGAUGUCGCCGGUAAAUAUCUACGAGUAUUGGCGAGCAAAGCAGACUCCGAAUCCACCAACGCUGUCGAAAGCGGCAGUGGCUUCGUGAACGGUCUCUCGGACGAUGUCGCCGAAAACAGUGAGAAGAACGAAAAGCUUAUGGAGGCUGCACGUACCCUAUCACAGAUGAUCUCAACUUGCAGAAACGAUGACUCUGAUCUCGCCGAGUCACGAAAAUGGGGCAUAAUCAGCGUCGCAAACCACCUCUUCAAAACGUACUUCAAGUUGAACAACAUCAGUCUCACCAAACACGUCAUCUUGAUGCUGGAGUCACCUGGUGUCAAUCUACCACCUCUAUCUGCCUUUCCAAGAUCCCAACACUGUACUUACUCGUACUAUCGUGGUGUCCUAGAAUUUCUGAAAGAGAACUACGUCGGUGCCGAAGCACACCUUUCCGAAGCCUUGACUAUAUGCCAUCGAAAUGCCACAAAGAACCAGGAGCAAAUACUUACCUACUUAAUCCCAGCUCACAUGCUUACGAGUCAACAGCUUCCAAGCCGUGCAACGCUCGAACGACUUCCAGCUCUGAGAGAGCUAUUCCUACCACUCUGCACAGCCAUCAAGGCCGGCAAUCUAUCGGCUUUUGAUGCAGCACUCUCUGAUGCUGAGGCGGAUCUUGUGAACAAGAGAAUAUAUCUGACGCUCGAGCGGUCUAGGGAUAUGUGCAUGCGUAACCUCUGCCGGAAGGUCUUCAUGAAUUCUGGAUAUGAAGAAACUAAAGAUCCCAGCACAGGAGAAGUUACCGCCAGAACGCGGAGAACGAGGUUGAAAAUCAGUGAAUUUGAAGUAGCAGUACGUGCUGCUUACAGGAAUUCUGUUGAACCAGUCGUGAUCGAACGAGAUGAGGUCGAAUGCUUUCUUGCGAACAUGAUAUACAAGGGAUAUAUGAAGGGCUAUAUUGCCAGGGAUCAUGGCAUGGUGGUUCUGAGCAAGAAAGGCGACGCUUUCGUCGGUACUGGUGUAUGA
Lithohypha guttulata is the source of this 1392-nucleotide messenger RNA. It is a transcript of the gene CSN12, whose product is annotated as COP9 signalosome (CSN) subunit. Gene Ontology annotation, biological process: poly(A)+ mRNA export from nucleus. The record is from RefSeq and is a predicted model, not a curated record. The transcript has a single exon. Gene Ontology annotation, molecular function: double-stranded DNA binding; RNA binding. Lineage: Eukaryota; Fungi; Ascomycota; Eurotiomycetes; Chaetothyriales; Trichomeriaceae. The coding region runs from base 1 to 1392 and encodes 463 amino acids.